CGGUGGGGGUGGGGAGAGGGGGAGACGCGCGCCUAGUCUGCGCCUAGCCAACGGACGCGUAGCGGCCGCUUCGCAGUCCGAAGAAGAGAUUCGAACGCCGCCGCCGCAUUGCCGCCUCGCCAAGGAUGACUCGAUUAAGAUCAGCAUCGAGAAUACGAACACGUGCACCGAUUCGCUGGUGACGGCCAUCGACGACGAAACGUUGUUAAUUACGGAUUACCUUUCCAACGACAUGAAUUACAAAGGCAGCGGGAAGGUGCACUUCGACGAUGUGUCCCUUUAUGGCACUCCGAAAGAGGAGCCCGGACCCACACCACUGGGCUCCGCAGAAGCGGGCAAACAAAGUUUUAUCAAGAACCAACUGCAGGCCCUCUUUCAACCCACCGACAACAAGUUAGCUAUGAAAUUGUUCGGCUCAAAAAAGGCUUUAAUGAAGGAACGGAUCAGGCAAAAGGCUGCAGGUCAUUGGGUCAUACAUCCUUGUUCCAGUUUUCGGUUUUACUGGGACUUGUGUAUGCUGUUACUGUUGGUGGCGAAUUUGAUAAUAUUACCAGUCGCAAUAAGUUUCUUUAACGAUGACCUUAGUACCCGCUGGAUUGCCUUCAAUUGUCUGUCCGAUACCAUUUUUUUAAUCGAUAUUGUUGUAAAUUUUAGAACAGGUAUAAUGCAACAAGACAAUGCCGAGCAAGUCAUAUUAGAUCCAAAAUUGAUAGCCAAGCACUAUUUGAGGACAUGGUUUUUCCUCGAUCUAAUUUCGUCCAUUCCCUUAGAUUAUAUAUUUUUAAUAUUUAACCAAGAUUAUGGUGACAGUUUUCAAAUCCUGCACGCGGGACGCGCGCUGCGCAUCCUGCGUUUGGCCAAGCUGCUGUCGCUGGUACGCCUGCUCCGACUGUCCAGGCUCGUGCGAUACGUCAGCCAAUGGGAGGAAGUAUACAUCUUGCAGAAUCUCCAAAAAAAGCGAACAGAACGGAGGGGCCGCCUCAGUUCGGAUAUCAGCAAGUUUAAUACCACCAAAAGCAAUCUCAUCUUUAAGUUUUUGAACAUGGCCAGCGUGUUUAUGAGGAUAUUCAACUUAAUUUGUAUGAUGCUGCUAAUCGGACAUUGGUCGGGAUGUUUACAAUUUUUAGUCCCCAUGCUGCAAGGAUUCCCCCCGAAUUCGUGGGUGGCCAUCAAUGAAUUACAGGAAGUGUCCUGGUUAGAGCAAUACUCCUGGGCCCUCUUCAAAGCGAUGUCCCACAUGCUCUGCAUCGGUUACGGUAGGUUCCCACCCCAGUCGCUCACCGACAUGUGGCUCACGAUGCUCUCGAUGAUCUCCGGAGCGACGUGCUACGCUCUAUUCUUAGGCCACGCGACCAACUUGAUCCAGAGCUUGGACUCGUCGAGAAGACAAUACAGAGAAAAGGUAAAGCAAGUCGAGGAGUACAUGGCGUACCGCAAGCUGCCCAGGGAGAUGCGCCAGCGCAUCACCGAGUACUUCGAGCACCGCUACCAGGGCAAGUUCUUCGACGAGGAGUGCAUCCUGGGAGAGCUGUCGGAGAAGCUGCGAGAGGACGUCAUCAACUACAACUGCAGAUCGCUAGUGGCCUCUGUUCCGUUCUUCGCGAACGCCGACUCGAAUUUUGUAUCCGAUGUUGUUACUAAGUUGAAAUAUGAAGUCUUCCAACCUGGUGAUAUUAUAAUAAAAGAAGGAACGAUCGGUUCCAAGAUGUACUUCAUACAGGAGGGAAUCGUCGACAUCGUGAUGGCGAACGGUGAGGUAGCAACCAGCUUAAGUGACGGUUCCUAUUUCGGUGAAAUUUGCCUGUUGACAAACGCCAGGAGAGUGGCGUCCGUCAGGGCGGAGACUUAUUGUAAUUUAUUUUCGUUAUCCGUGGAUCAUUUCAACGCAGUACUCGAUCAGUACCCCCUGAUGCGACGCACAAUGGAGUCAGUGGCGGCGGAGAGGCUGAACAAAAUAGGCAAAAACCCAAACCUCCUCGCCCAUCGAGAAGAAGACUUAGGUAGCGAAAGUAAGACCAUAAACGCCGUUGUCAACGCUCUAGCUGCGGAAGCAGACCAUGUAAAUAUGUCAAACGAAUCUGUAGCGCGCCUCCACUCCAGCGACCGAGACCUCCGAGAGCUAGGAUGGAACCUGCAGAAACUAUCCCUACCAAGACCCAAAUCAGAGAACAACUUCGCCUCGCAGGACAUGUCGUUGUUCAGGAGCAGCGAAAACAACGGAAGGAUAUCUUUCCAUAAAUCUGACACUUUCCACAAGGAAUCCAGCCUACAAUGACGGCACUCCACGCACUAGUGUUCAGUGUUGUCAGAUCAACUGUGCCAGAUGCCGGUGCUCACUGUUGCCACAGCUGCACUCAUUCUGCGCACGGACCACCAUUGAACUGGCCAUACACUGCAUUAGUGCGUGCGAGAUUGGACAGCAACUGUUCAGGGACUCGAUCAAAUUCGUGUGAUAACUGAACGAAUGACAUGUUUUUAUUUUUAGCAAUAAACUCUUUGAACUGAGCACAUUAUUAAUAGGAAAACAUACAGGAAAUAACAGUACUCUUCUACAGUUCUGUAAUACAGCUAACUAAAGAAUGUAUAUAAUAAUUUUUUACAUAAUAUACAUAUUUCAUACUGAGCGACCCAGUUGUUUACAGCAUUUAACUAGGAAACUUUUGAACGUAUUUGAAUUAUUGUUGAGAAAUCAGUGUGGUUCGUUCUUAUCGCUAAGUUUCUCUUCCCAGUAAAAAUUUUUAAAGAAAAGAUUGAUUUUUUCGUCGUCUCCUUCAUUUAAGAAUAUAGUCAUCAACAUGUCUUUGUAUUAGGCUGUUCUGAUGAGUUAUUCAAAGCCUAGUUCUAUCUAAUGUUAUACGACCAGGACAUAUCUUGAUUUUUCCAUUAAAUGUAAUAAGUACUGUGGUCUUAAAGAAGACCAACAGUUUCCUUAUUGGUAGUUUUAGGCUCUCUUUUGAUUCAAUCCUCAGUUGACCAGUGAAUUCGUGCCUUAUAUCACUUGGCAUAUUGUAAUGGCAUAGGAUGUGUAUGGCAGUAUCUUCUUCCAUUUCGCAUUUUCUGCAACAUGGUUCAUUCACUUACAUAUAUGGCAUAGAAUCUGUAUGGCAGUCUCUUUUUCCAUUUAGCAUUUUCUGUACCAUGGUUCAUUCGCUUAUAUGGCAGAGUAUGUGUAUGGCACUCUCUUCUUCCAUUUAGCACUUUCUGCACCAUGGUUCAUUUACCUUACCUAGUUUGUAUAAGUGUGUUCUAAAACAACAAUGUCUAGUCACCAUUUCAGUGACCCUGUCAUCUGCCGCUUGGCUAGCUGUAUAAAUGAUUCUUUUUGUUUUGGGGUCUUCAUGAUUUCAUCAAUACGGGCCACCAAAGCAAAAUCAUUAGCCUGAAACAGUUGUUUAUUGACUUAGGCUGUAAGAUUUGUUAUAAUUAUAAAUCUGCCCAGACUCCGGAUACAGUACCAUGAGCAGUUUUGAUUUUAAUCUUAGUCAGUAGUUGUUUCUCUACGUUUAAUCUAUUUAGGGCUUCUUUAUUUUCUUCUUUAUCUCUUUGUUGCGCUUUUCAGGUAAUUUUCAAAAUUCACCGAUACACCCACAUUUUUUCACAAUGGCUUUAACUUAUUCAGACUUCUGAUUUUUUUGAGUCCAUGUUUUAACUCCUUAGAGUAAAACAGACCAAACGUAACAUUUAGCAAGGUUUUACAAGGUAUUUUGCUUGUUUUGGGUUACCCUUACAUUGGCUUUGUCUUGUCAAUGUUUACCUAUUUCGAAUUAUUGACAAGUCCAUCUAAGGCUUCCUGUAAGCAUCUGUCUGUAUAACUAGCAAAAGGGUAGGUAUGUGCGUGGGUUAUACUAGGACUUUUUACUUCAUUCAUUUUUAGAGCUGUAAAAAUUUUUUCAGGGCUUUCUUGAACAGCAGUUUCAACUAGUGGUUAAACAGCAUGGGGAUGAACACAAACACAUGUGUGACUCCUUUACAUAGGAAUCCAUUUCUGGAUGUUUGUUCAUGGAUUAUAUUUUUGGCAUUAUAUUUUAGUCUGAGAUUUUUAUCAUACAAGUUAAUAUACAAUAGAGAAUCUAACAUACACUAUAGAAGCUCUUUCUAAUAGAUAUACGGCUUCGCGAGGUUACACUAUCUGUCUCCAAAGAGGUCUAUCCAGAGCCACUGUUCGCCACCUUCUGACUCCAACUUCCUCGCAUAUUCUCCAACGCCUUCGAUCCAAAGAAAAGGGGAUUUUUCUCGACGUCAUUUAUCUCCUCGGUGGAGGUUUUCACUCUAUAUUACCCAUACAGGUCCAGUGUGUAUCUGACUCCCUCGUCUCAUGACAGUUACAUAAAAUAAUAAAGAUAAUUGUUUGAUUUGGUCAAUAAAUUGGUAGUGUAGACAUUUCUUAGGUUAUGUGAGGUUAGAAGUAUUUUCUUCAAGUCUUCGUUUAUCUGUCAUAUGUCACAUCAACUAUUUUUGUUCUUGUAUAGCUGUUUUGGUUUGAUGAAGCUGAAAACGUUGAUGUUGUUGUUCAGUGGAUAUGUCCUGAGCUUUUAAAUGUAUUUUUCUUCUUCUUUCGCCGUUAUUUAUGCAGAGUUUACUUUAAUUUCAUUGGCCAUACUUUUGGAUUAUCUUUACUUAAUACAAAAUGUUGACAUUUUCUUGGAAAGCGCUGUAAAAACGUUUGGGGCACUAUGUAUAUAACUUGAAACUUAUCUAAAUUUUGUUUUGUAUAAAUACAAUUACAUAAAAAACUUCUCAAGCCUUAACGGUACAAAUUAUCAUACGAAAUGCAUCGAAUUCUUGUCAGGUUGCUGUAAUCUGUUUUUUAUUUUGUUAAAGCAAUAAGUGAAAUGGACACUUCGCUAGAAUGUGCAAUAUUAGGACUAAUAUUAAGUUUAGCUUUAAUCAUUUAGGUGCUCAACAAAUUUGUAAUGGAUACUAGAGACUUCACAAACCCGGUUUUUGGGUACUCCCGUCACUGUUUUUGCGCUGCAUCGUUUCUAGGUGACGACAACUUAUUAUUAUAUUUGGUAAUGUAAAAAAAAUCGACUGCGGUUAUACAGAGGAAGAAUAUAAAUAUAUCUAUUGAUUAGGAGGAAUUCAAAUAUAUAUUGCAUAAGAAAAAAUCGAUAUCGAUUAAGAAUUUAAAGGUUACUAAUAGAAGUUUAAUAAAAAUAUCUUUUGUGUUUGUAAAAAUCGACUGCUAAAGUCCGACGUCACCAAAAUAGUAAUAACAAACAAACAAAAUUGUAAUAACAGCUAAAAACCCAUGACAUAUUAUUUCAACUUUAUUCCUAUACUACACAUUUUGUAAAUAUUAAGUCUACAAUCCUAACCUCAAACGUUUUUAUGCUUAAAAAAUUACUAAAAGGUACUUCACUUGUCAACAACUCAGCAAUAACAUAAACAAAUCGUACUUGUUUAUAGGGCUAUUUAUCGCGGCCAUUUUUCUGGUACUCUUGACAUAUGACGUACACUAUACGUCAUAUUUCAUUGGUAUAUACCAAUUAUACAUACCAAAGACGUAUGACGUAUAAAUAUUAUACGACAUAUGCCAAGAAGACGAGGAAAAUAACUAAAAGAAACUAAUAGCGCUAUUGAUACGUCUUUGCUAUGGUUAUUUUAUAGAAAAUGAGCACGAACGCCCACAUUAACAACAAAUUUAAGAAAUAAAUAUAUUAAAACACGUGUUGUGGGUUACGGCAGUUUAUUUGAAAUAAUUUCUAAACUCAAACUUCUACUAUGACGUCACGGCUGUAGUAGUCGAUUUUUUGCAAAUAAUCCUUCAUAGCAAUUUUGUGAUUACAUAUUUUUUAACUUAUUUAUUAGUGAUAUUAGAUUUUGAAUCCUAAUUCCUGUUACUUUUACGAAUUAAAUCAUUGACAACCUACCAUUAGGUAAAUAUAUUUAAACAAAUCGUUGAUUUAGAAUAUUCUUAGUAUUUGUAGGUAAUUAUUACUUUUAUCUUCUUAGGUUUAGAUUUCUAUUUCUUCUGGCCUUAUUUGAAAAUAUCUGCGCAGUAUUUUUCUCUAAUUUUUUACAAUGUUGAGUGUUAGUUAAAAUAUUUUGGAUGAAAUUUUAGAGCAAGAGAAGGUCCUAAAUGCCAACUAUAUUGCUCGUGCUAUAAUCUUCGGGAUGAUUUGUUUGUGAACAUCGAAAACUUCAUCUACAACUUACUUUUUUAUUUUUGUUUUGCUCUAAGUCGAUCUUAUUUUGAGAUACGCUCGGGGGGUCAUUUAUAAUUUCUUUCUCGCAUGGUGCUUUUUCCUCUACGACUAUCUUUACAAUUUUUCGUAAAACUAUGUCGAGUCCAGGUGCUCUCCAGGCCUUUAGUGGUUUACCCAUCUCCAUCAGCUCCUCUGUAGAGUAGUCUCUUCGAACUUCUUUAUCUCUCUCUGUCGGAAUAGCUCUUCUUCUGCAGAAUAUUGAUAACUAUCUGGUAAGCAACACCCCAGAUUAUCAUUUUCAAGCUGGGUAAAGCACAUUUCUUUCCAGUACCUUUUCAUUGCUUAAUCUUCUCCUUUGCAAAAAUUUUGACCUCUCUGCCUCUUCGUAUACCGUUUGGUUCUUUUUUUUUGCUCUAGUGACGUAUCUUCUCAGUUCAAUGUAUCCUCUUCUUAUUUCCUCUAUGUUGACUGUCCACCAUUUAUUCGCCACCUAAUGUUUUGACACACACUUCUUCUUCCAACAUACUGAUAUGUUCUGAACAGUGAGAUCUCUUCUGUCUAUCUAAUUUUUGCUCUAUCGAAGAAUUGUGCUAGUCUUUUUGGACAGUAUCUUGUUUUUGGUUAUGUAUUUACCUUUUUGUUGCUAUAUUUGUAUAUUUACCUUCUUUAAAUUAUUGAGAAUAGGUACAAGUUUUGUAUUGGUUCUUUAAUAUCCUAACAUAUUUAUUUUCUUUUCAUUAGUUUGUAUCAUAGAUUAUAACGUAGAAAAAUGGCUGGUAUUUUAGGAUCUUCUUUACUCAAUGAAUAAACUAUUUAUUCCAACUUAGUAAUUUUAAAAGAAUUAUGUUGCAUCAAUUAAAAACAUCCUAGUUGUUUACUUUAGAUAAAUAUUUUCCUGAAACAACAAGGAAUUGAAUCGAUUAUUUUGUAUUUAAAUAAUUAAACGGGUUGACUACGUUAAAAAAAAUUCUUCUUUGUACCAUACAUAUAAACAAAAGGUAGGUGCUUUGUACUCAAACCCCAAUGCAGUAACCAGAAUUGCACAAAUACUGUACCAGUUGAAGCUGGUACAAUACUGUACCAGUUCCUCGAAACUGGCACAAUACUGUACCAGUUGCUCGAAGCUGGUGCAAAUUAGAGGAAUAUAUACGACACGACCCUGUCAUCACAACUGUUUCCUUCCUACAGACGAUUCUUAUUCCCUGAUCAAUUGUAUAUACGAAAAUACCUUCAUUUUAUAAUAAAAUUGAAAACGUAUUAAAAAUUAUAUUAGGAAACUUGCACACAUUGUAAAGGUAUUAGCUUACUACGGUCGGGUCAGGCAAAUGAGACAACACGAGUGAUUCAAAAGAUCUCUCUAUCAUUUUCUACACAAAGAGAGCAAUUCGAUAGUAAUUUAUUAACUACUUGACUUGCGUGAAUAGAUCAACUCUUGUAACUGUAGGUAGACAACUACAAGGCAACCUUUAAAAUACUCGGUACAUUAGAUUGAUCUUUAGCACUAAUUUUUGAGUACUGUAUAACACUUUGUAUUUCUUUAACAAUCCUCACUCAACUUCAUGUACAACUCUACGUUUUGUUGAAUGAGAAAACAACUUAUUAAAAGCUCCAUAAUAAUAAUAGCCCCAUAAUAAUAAUAAUAAUAAAAUCAUAUAGCUCCAUAGUGGAGCAAAGGGUACAUCAGUGUUUCAGUAGCAAAAGCAAAAGAUUUGAUGGCAAGGUUGCUAGCCUCACGCAUUAUUGCUUGAGUCCCGUCAAAUAUUAUUGAUUAAUUUUCUCCACUCUCUUCUGUUCCUUGCAAUAUUUUUUGCUUCGUUCCAUGUUAAAUUAAUUAACUUAUCUAAGUUUUUUUUCUAUCAUUCUCUUCCAUGUGGCUAAUGGUCUUUCUUGUUUUCUUUUACCUGGUAGUCUGUGCUUCCGUAACCUCUCCAUCUCAUGUAAUUUCUAUUUUUUCCUCGUUCGUUAUUCACCACAGUUCUUCGUUUGUGAUUUUAUUUGGUCAAAAUGCUUUCAAUAUUAUUCGUCGGAAAUUCAUCUGUUCACAAAGGAUUGCAUCUUUUGAAAAAGUUUCUUGCUAUAUUUCCAUGUAUCGGCUCCAUAUACUAAGACUGGUUUCACAUUUGUCUGGAAAAGGCGCAGUUUCGUUUUUUUUUUACUAACACUUGUCGAGGCACCUUGCGUAAUGUGUUGAAAGCGGUAUGUCUUUUUCUAUGCCACCUGUUGCAUUUACUAGACUACCCAGAUAGCAUAACUCUUCUACUUCUUCCAUUUUGUUUAUCCUCCAGGUAUGUAUAUCCGUCAUUGGUUUUUUUGCUUGAGAGUACCUAUAUGCGUUUCCUUAGUGUUUAUUUUUAAUCCAACAGUUUUUGCUAUGUUUUUUAAUCUGGUUGUUUUAUUUUGCAUUAUGUUGUUUAUUUGAUGUUAUGAGGCAUAUGUCGUCAGCAAAUUGUAGGUCCUCUAAGUUGUUUAAUAUUCGCCAUUGUAGUCCUGUUUUUAUUUUUGGUCUGCUUCAUUAUCCAAUCUAUUAUUACUAUGAACAGCGUAGGUGACAGAACGUAUCCCUGUGUUACUCCUUUAUUAAAAUUAAUUUGUUUGGAUAGUUCACCUUCGUGCUCAACUCUAGCAGUAUAUUGGUCGUAAAGGAGCCUUAUUAUCCUAAUAUAUUCCUUUGUCUGAUAAUCCGUAGUGUUUCAGUAUAUUCCACAUCAUGUUGCGGUUAAUCGAAUCAGGUUUUUUCAAAGUCUAUAAAAUUUAAAAAAUUUCCCACAUUUUUUCCGUUGCCUAUUCCAAAAUUAUUGUUAAAGUGUUCACAUGAUCUAUAAAAGAGUUGUUAGGCCGAAAUCCUGCGAAAAUCCUUGAGACAGGACAGAGGCAGGAAGACAGGAAGUGAGAGAUGAAAUCAAUGCGUCACGCUGAUUAAGAAAUUGUUAAAGAAACAUAAUAAGUGUCUAUUCGCUAUGAGCCGAUGAGUAGAAGGUAUUUGACAGCUUUCGCCAGCGCUGUUAGUGGCAGUUUUGUGUAUUGAAUUUGAACAAUUUUAUCAGAAAAGUAUAAGGUUCAAACCGCGAGAGAGCGCUACCGACGAAAUCCACAGCCAAUAAAAACAGAGGUAACCUCUAAAUUUCACAUAAACUUCUUCUUUUUCUAAAUGGCCUCUUGCGUAAGCAGUCAUCCAGUCGCACGAAUUUAUAUAUUAAAUAUUAAAAUUAUAAUAAAAUAAAAAAAAACAUAAUUACUUUUACUAUUAAUUCUGUGUAUUCGUUCAGUAAUCAGGUUACAAUAAUAUUUCAGUUCAUAAUUUGUGUUUUUAUAGAUAAAUAUCUGUUUUUCUCGUUUUGUGUAUUUCACAUAUACCAAUGUUAUCAGAAAAAUACAAGUUUCAAACCGUGAGGAGCGCUACCGUCGAAACUCACAGCCAAUUGACUCGGCACAAUGUAUAGUAGAGGGAAUUUGAUACCUCAUUCGUACUUUUGGUCUGUAUAUCUUCUAAAAUCUUUAAAGAAACCAUAUAUUCAGUAUGCACGAACUUGCUCAAUUCACCAAUGUCUUAAUUAGCACUAUUAUCCUGUAACGAUUUAAACUGACUACGUGUUUUCUCAUAUGCAGUCGACCUUAACAAUUUAUAGGCAAUCGACUCAAAACUACAGCUAUAAUUUGUUGCUUCGUUAUUUUUUGGAACGUAUACAUGAAGUAUCUGGCUACAAAAACUGAGAUCAAAGACAUAGCGGUGGUGUUUGUCUUUGUCCUGCGUUUUGCAAUCUACUCUUAUCCUCUCUAUCAAGUAAUGUUUGAAGAGUUAAUUGCUUGCACGUAAUAAAGCAUAUAUUUAUUAAGGUGCGUGCAGAAAAUGCAACAAUUUAUUGAACCAAGACUAAUGUGUAAUUUGGCAAUGUAUUAUAACGUCGUAAGAACAGACCGUAUCGUUGAUUGUUUGUUUUCUAUUAAACUUUGCUUUAAAGCAAAAAAAUUUUAAUGUUGCUUCAAAGCAACAUUAAAAUUAAGAUGCCGUAAGAACAGAGAGUAUCGUUUAUUGUUGGUUUUCUGUUGAACAGUGUCAAAACUUUGCUUUCAAGCAGAAAACUUUUAAUGUUGCCUCAAAGCAACAUAAAAAUUAGGACACCGUAAGAACAAAUCGUAUUGUUGCUUGUCGAUUUUCUGUUGAACAGUGGCAACACAUUGGUUUAAAGCACCGAACUUUCACUGUUGCUUUAAAGCAACAUUAAAAGUCCGACAGUAAAUACAACGCACAAAUUGUUUAUUUGGCAACGAUAUCGCAUUGCUCUGUUACACAAUGGUAUUCGUUUCUAAGUAUUGUCACAUAUAUGUAUACUCGUACCUUAAUAUUUUGUAUAGUUAUGGCACAUUUUUUGGAUUACAUGCAGACUUUAGAAAGCAAAAAUUAUUACCAACAACUUUUGGAUCUUCAAAAUUAUGUACUUCAUGUAUACUUCUUUGCUGAAUUCUCGUAACUUCCCAUUUUUGGCGCAAUAUUUGGAUAUAAUGUAAAAAACAUAUCUCUUUACAUAAAGAUAUUUUUCUUCUCAAUGUAGACAAAAAAAUAAGCAAUAUUUUUAAAAGGCAGAAAGCAGACAAUAUUUUCUAGCGAUGUUCAAAUGUAUAUGACGGAAUUGUAAUUGAGAAAAAAAUAAAUGCGAAAAUAGGGUAAAGUGGAACUGACUAAAGGGAUGUAAUAUUUUUAUUUUGACAUUAGAAAUUACAUAUUUUUUGUGUUAUUUUUUUACUUUGUAGAUAAAUAAAACAAGUUUAGUAAUAAAUAAAGCAUGACAUUUUA
Diabrotica virgifera virgifera (western corn rootworm) is the source of this 10941-nucleotide messenger RNA. It is a transcript of the gene Ih, whose product is annotated as potassium/sodium hyperpolarization-activated cyclic nucleotide-gated channel 2. Gene Ontology annotation, molecular function: voltage-gated potassium channel activity. The record is from RefSeq and is a predicted model, not a curated record. Bases 233 to 2275 code for a protein of 680 amino acids. Gene Ontology annotation, biological process: transmembrane transport; potassium ion transport. NCBI's taxonomy places the organism in Eukaryota, Metazoa, Arthropoda, Insecta, Coleoptera, Chrysomelidae. The transcript has 11 exons. Gene Ontology annotation, cellular component: membrane.